Molecule: messenger RNA, 840 nt
Organism: Hyaloscypha bicolor E
Lineage: Eukaryota; Fungi; Ascomycota; Leotiomycetes; Helotiales; Hyaloscyphaceae
Exons: 1
Coding region: 346-585 (79 amino acids)
Source: RefSeq, a predicted model, not a curated record
UCUCCGCCAGUGGAUCAUUUCUUGACACUGGUCAAGUUCAACGUGUUCCGUGUCAUGCUCAGAAACUCCCUGAUUCUCUGACUCCCAGCCGACAAUACGCUUUCAUACUUUCCUCGCUCCCAAGGGACCACGACUACCGCCUCAUCCUUUCCGCCCAGCCUCCGACCAACAAAGCUCCAGUGCACAGUUCCUCAUCAUCCGUGGAUCGAUCUUUUGCCAAACCCACGAAUGAGGGACAAUCUCCUGCGCGUUGGUAAUUUGUACGAUGAGUUAGAACUCUGCGCUGAUUUAAUCGGUUUUUCUCGACAACGAGAACGGGUCUGAUUGUUUGGAGAGAGCCGUGGGAUGCGGAGGGGUGGGGGGUUACGCAGUUGUUUGAGGGAGUGGGGAUGGAUGAUUAGAGGGUAUAAGGAGUUGGUGAGGAGUCCGAAUUAUUGGCGAUCCCAACGAGGUGAGAUUCCGUUGGAAUUUGACGAGGCUUGGGUUGGCGAGGUGGUUGACGACUGUUCCGACAUUUCUGGGGCAAAAUUCUGGUAUUUGACGAAAAUUCGUGAUAUCAACUCGCUUCAAAUGUCCUCUACAUAAAUACCAUGAAUGCAAGAUGGGACCAAGGUGUCUUUCGAACUAGGACGUUGAGAACAGCUCCCGAACUCAAGCGAAUUGGAUUUGAAGGUCGCUCCGCUUGAGUUUUCCUGGCAGGACUCAGCCGUCCUCUACGACCUUGUUCUCGGCCAAAUAUUCAGCACAGUGUAGUUUACUGCCAUUAUUGGUUCUUUCAAACACUGCCAACUCUUGAUCCUUUAAAAGUAAAUGGAGUUUGAAAAGUCAUUACUGUUGCAU